Messenger RNA from Sceloporus undulatus (fence lizard), 8268 nucleotides. RefSeq names its product tudor domain containing 15 (gene TDRD15). Bases 263 to 6499 code for a protein of 2078 amino acids. The record is from RefSeq and is a predicted model, not a curated record. Gene Ontology annotation, biological process: spermatogenesis. Lineage: Eukaryota; Metazoa; Chordata; Lepidosauria; Squamata; Phrynosomatidae. The transcript is spliced from 3 exons.
AACAACCAAACCCCUUCCUCCUGCUGCUGAGAGAAAAAGGAAAGCAGCAAAGAGAACCUGGGAGGACUUAGGGGAGGAAUGUCCCCCUCCCACAACACAAAUGAAACGAUGAAAGAGGCCUUGAGGUUCUUAAAAUGUCUGAGGGGGAGGAGGAAGGGAAGGCCCUCCCAGGGCUGAAGGAGAUAAAGGCAACAGCAGCAGCAGCAGCAGCCAUCCCCCAAAGAGAUUGCUGCUGCAGUGCUUCCUUUCCCAGGCGCCCAGGAUGGCUGAGGAGGAGGAGUGCAAGAAGAAAGGAGGCAGCAGCAGGAACAGGCGCCAUCCCAGAAGUGGGAUGGAUUCGUCUUUAUUAACAAGGUUUCUAGAAGUACACUUGAAGCUGACUGACAUAUACUACCAUCCAAAAGAAAUUCUUGUGAAAUUUCAAGGCCAGUAUUACACAGAAUGUGAGUUUGACUACCACAUACUACAGAGUGAAAUACAGCAGGUGUCAAAGGUAAGAGAGAGCCUUGGCGAUGGUGAAGUUUGUUUAGUAGAAGAUCCAGAUUGUGGAGAAUGGUACAGGGGAAGAAUAGUACAAAAGAAGAACCAAAGCUAUGAAGUAUUUCUUAUAGACAGUGGAAAAGUAUUGACAGUUCAUGAAACUCACAUUGCUUCUGCCACUGAUGAGCUGUUCCAACUGCCUCCAAAGAUGGUUUUUGGUAUUUUUGCAAAUAUUCUACCAGUGGAUGAAAAAUGGACUCUAAAAGCUUUGAAUUACUUUUCAGCCUUAAGGAACUUGCAGAUUAAAGGCCAAAUACAAGCCAUUCUACCACAUCAAACAUUUCUCCUUGAUGUGCCGAAAAUAACUAGCGAUUUGGUUGACUUGAAAUUGGGAAAACUUGUUGACGGAGAUACAUUCUGUCUAAUUGUAGAAAUGUUGACUAAAUUUCCAAAAGAGUCUCUUUGUAAACAAAUGCCAGAUCUAUUGCAGCAGAAAUACACAAGGUCAGACUCUGUAUUAUUCAGUGCUGGAACGGAACCAGAACAAAUUCUGAAAAACCUUCAGCCACCCUUACCUGUUGGUAAGGUAGAGAAAGUGAAAAUAUCUGUGGCAGUCAGUCCGAGUAAAUUUUACUGCCAGUUGCUAAGACAGGAGAUGGAUCUGGAUAUGUUGACGGCACACAUGUCCUCCCUUUAUGAAACUAUGAGUGGAGAAAAUAUUCUGUCCUUUGAGAAUCUUGGAGUUCUUUGUGCAGCAAAACGGAAAAAUGGUCAGUGGCACAGAGGAGUGAUUCAGCAGCUGCUUUCUGAUAACAAAGUGAAGGUUUGGUUUAUGGAUUUUGGCGGUUGCGAAGUUGUGCCUUCCAGUUAUGUUUUGAAGCUUCAACCAGAAUUCAUUUCAGUGCCUGGGUUUUCAUUUGCUUGUGCACUAUCAUGUCUUAAUGAUGAGGAGGAAACUGUAAGACAAAAGCAACUAGAAAUAUUUAAGGAGGCCCUGUUAAGACAAAGCACGGUUUCUGUCCAGAUUGAUCUUUUCUGUGCUGAUGAAUACGUGUAUUAUGUUACAUUGCACAAAUAUUCUGCAGAAAAUACUGAACAUCUCCCUCAAGGAAAUAAUGUGGUUCCACAGUGCUGUCCUUCCUUUAACAAGGAAGUUUCUUGUACAUUGGGGGACACGACCUCUGGUGCAAGUCUUACACUUUCUGAAUGUAAUUAUAGAGAUACUCUACAAUCAGAACAUUCUUCAGAUAAAAAGGACUCUCCUUCAAUGUGCUGCCCUUUAAAAAUGCCUUGCCAAACAGCAGAAAUGAAAAUAGAUUCUAUCUGUCUUGCUGUUACAGUGUAUAUCUUGAAUCCAUCAAACUUCUGGGUUCAAACUAAAGAUUAUCUAGAUAAGUUUGAAGAUUUGAUGGAAAAAAUAGCAGGUGUAUAUGAUAUAGCUGAAACUGAUAAUAUUUUAGAAAAUCCAGAACCUGGAAAGCUGUGUUGUGCCCUAUAUGGCAAAGAUAAGAAUUUCUACAGAGCUGUUAUAAUGAAAGUGGAAGGCAGUACUGCUACUGUUAGCUUUUUGGAUUUUGGGAAUACUGCAAUAGUGUCUCUUUUUGACGUGAGAAUUUUGCUUCCUGAAUUUCUAGAAUUACCAGCCUUAGCCAUAUAUUGUUCACUUGCUAAUGCACAUUCAAUUCAGGAUGAAUGGAUUAAGAAAGAAACUGACUUUUUUAAAACAAUUGUGGAAGGCAAACUACUCAUAAUCCAUCCCAUUGCAAAAAAGAAAGAUGUGUACAUUGUCAAUGUACAGUGUAUGAAUGGCACAGAGCAAGGUGAUGUUCUCAAGCUUAUGAUUCAGGCUGGAUAUGCAGAAUAUUGGGAAGUAAAGAAAGAUCCACUUCCCGAAGUUACCACAGAUUCUCAAGAAGAUUGCUCAAAACUUGAAUGUAAAAGGGCAAAAAUUAAAUCUCAUACUCAGAAGAAUAAAAUUGUGAGCUUUAACUGUGCUGGUCAGAAUAAGAAAUUACUGAAUAUUUGUCCUCCUGUGAAAAAACCUGGCUUUGCUUCCAUACAAUGGGAAAGCUUACUUUCCAAAAAAUAUAGAAAAGCCUUUGGGGAAACUAAGAACCAGAAACCUUAUAAAGAGUACACAUUUAAACCAGGAACUAUACUUGAUGUGUUAUGUUGUCACAGUAUUUCACUAGGUCACUUUUCAUGUCAGAUGCAGAAUAAACUAAUGGAGCUAAACAACUUGAUGGAGCAAAUUCAACUUCAUUACAACACGCACACAAACCCAUAUGAGAAUGGGCAGGUUGCCUGUGUUGUCAAACAUUCUAAGGAUGGAAAGUGGUACAGAGCUGCAGUACUGGAACGGCUUUCCAGAACUGAAGUUGAUGUAUUAUUUGUGGACUAUGGCAACUGCGAAAGAGUUUUGCUGAAAGAUCUUCAAGCUAUUCUCCCAGAUUUUCUGACACUGGAAAGUCAAGUAUUCAGAUGUUGUCUUUUCAAACUUACUGAAUCCUUAAUAUUUGACCCAUGUAAUUGGACUGAAGAGGCAUAUAGUGAUUUCCAGGAUUUUCUCUCAUCUUCCCAUGGGAAACUGACUUGUACAAUCUUUGCCCUAAUUGUUAAGGGUCCCAAUUCUCUCUAUAAUGUGGUUGACCUGCGGAGUCCGUUUGGUAGUUUACAUCAGUUUCUCCUAGAACGUGGUCAUGCACAGUUUGGCUCUUUUGAAUUUUCAAGAUCCAUUACGCCAUCAUUCUCGCUGUACAGUUUUUACUAUUCAUCUUUUAAUAUAAAAAUUGGAAAUGAAGAGAAGGUUUGUGUAACUCAUAUAUACAGCGCUAAAAAAUUCUAUUGCCAGCUAAAUAGAAAUGCAAAGGAUAUAGACACGCUGUUGAAAAAGAUUGCAGAGAUUAGUCAAAUGACAAAUGGUAUAGACCAAAUAAAGACUAACAGAUUAUGCUUAGCCCAAUAUUUUGAAGAUGGCCUCUUCUACAGAGCUUUAGCAUUUCCCAGCGAAUCAUCGGAUUACUGCCAAGUAAACUUUGUGGACUUUGGGAAUAAACAGUUGGUAGCAAAAAAUAAAUUGAUUCCUAUUCCAGAUCAUGCUUCAGAAUUAUUCUUCACCCCUAUGCAAGCCAUCAAAUGUUAUCUGGCAGAUUUUAAAGAUGCUGAAAUCCCUGUUGAAAUAAAUAAAUGGUUUGAAACAAAUUACUUGGGGAAAGAUCUGAAAGCAGUGAUAGUAGCUAAAGAAUCGGAUGGGCAGCUUGGUGUGGAAUUGUAUGAUAACAAUCUACAAAUAAAUAGGAAGAUCAGAGAAUUAUUAAAACAAAGUAAAUGUAACAAGGACCCAGAAAUUAUAGACAGAAGUAGAGAAGAGUCUGAUAGAAAGAAGGAAAUGGUAUCCAAAGUGAAGUUUGAUGCAGAUAAAACAGAAGUAAAAAAAAAAGUGGUUAGAUGGAAUAAUGGAAUAGGAAACAAACCAAAUCUUGGCAAGUUAAAUGCUGAGUGUGGAAAAGGAACCUUUGAUCUUAAGAAACAGCAUGUAAAGCUCCCAACAGAAAAUACAGGAAUGUUGGUGCAAAGUGUUGACCACCCUAGUCAAGAUGUGCUUGAAAAUAAGAUGACUGAAUCACAUUUGAGGAAAUUAAGCCCUUUUGAACAAGAAAGGAAUGGUACUAGUAGGAAAAAAUAUACCAGUCUUAAGCAACAUAAUAUUCAGCCAAAUACCAAAAUUUUGGGUUACAUUUCCUGGGUAACUAGCCCGUCAAGUUUCUAUAUUCAUUGUGCAGAGGAUGAGGAUACAAUUGUGCAACUUGCUGAGAAACUGAACGCAGGUGUGCUGGCUUUCAAGCCAGAGACACAUGUUGAACUUGAGGAAGGGGAUGUUGUUUUAGCAGAGUAUGAACUUGAUUAUUGCAUAUAUAGAGCUGUUGUUAAAGAAAUUAAAUCAGAAGGGUAUUUUGAAAUAGAAUUUAUUGAUUAUGGUAAUACAACAAUAGUGAGUGCAUCAAAAAUCUUCAAGAUGGAAAAGGAUUUCUUAAAUUUCCCAAGACUUAGCAUACACUGUUUUCUUAGCAAAGCAAAGUGUGCUUUUCCAUAUAAAGACUGGAGUAGUGAUGUUGCUGCCUACUUUGUCACUAAAGUAAAAGAUCAGCUACUCACGUUUGAAUUUUUACAACAGCAUGGUCAACAGUGGGAGAUUGAUAUAUUAUUUAAUGGAGUGUCUAUAAUAAGUGAGUUGAUGCAGAGAGAAAUCAGUAAAGGUUUACCGAAAAAACUUGUGUCAAAUCUUGAUCACAUCACAAAACAGCUUUUAAUAGCAGAUGCAGAUUUUUGCAAUCAUUAUCAAACUAAAAAACCAGAAAGCAAAAAUAUGUGGGAAGGUCUGCCUAAGGUUGCCUACCAAAAAAUAAAACCUGGACAGAGAGAAAUAGGUGAAAUAGGUCAUGUUUCCAGAAAUGGUGAUUUCUUUGUGAAAUUGAAUAAGGAUGCCCAAAUGCUGCUUGAUUUAAAUGUGAUGGCUGCUGAAGAAGCUGAAAAGAACUCCUUCCCUGCAGUGGAAAAUAUUAAAGAAGGGUUGGAAUGCCUGACAAAAUCUCAGACAACCUUGAAAUGGUAUCGCUCUGAAAUUAUAAGGAAAUAUGCAGAUGAGGAGUAUAUGUUGGUAUUUUUCAUGGAUUUGGGGAAAUUUGAAGUAGUAUCAAUUCAUGAUGUGCGGACUCUGGGUGGCAAGAUCCGAAGUAUUCCCAGGAAAGCAGUGCCUUGCAAAUGGGUUUGGAUUGGAAAUCUAGGCAAUCUGUCUUUUCAGAAUGUGGUAACAGUUAUAAAACACCAUGUCAUAAAGUUCCUGUUCCUCAGAUACCUGGAAUCUAUUUCUGUUUGGGAAGUAGACAUUUUAAUAGACGAGAGUCUCCUUUUGGAAUAUUGGAAUCGCCUCAUUUUCAUUAGAUCUUUAACUAAUAUAUCAGGAAAUAUAUUAAUGGAUAAAACAGUGCCAGAGUUAUCAUUCAGACCUAACUCAGUUUUAUGGACAUCAUUCCAGACCGAUAGGAAGUAUGCUGGAUUUGUCACAUCGGUCACUGACCCUUCAGAUUUCUGUAUCCAGUUAGAAGAUUCAUUUAAAGCUCUGAAAGCAUUGUUUAUGCUACUGUCUGACCUUCCUGAAAAUCUGCCAUCUGUGCCACAGAACUUCAUUGUUCCUGGUGCCUGUUGCUUAUUAAAGACUGAGGAUAAUGAAAAGUGGAACAGAGUUGAAGUUUCUGAAGUCUUAAGAGUUUCCAGUAUGUUAAUACUUACUUUUAUUGAUGAUGGGUUAUCAGCUUCCUUUCCUAUCUCUGAUAUCCACAAAUUGAAAGUUAUCCCAGAAGACCUUGUCAAAUGCCCACGAUUAACUUACCCUUCUUGUUUGUUUAGAGUGUCACCUGCUGACGGGAAUCAGUGGAAUGAUGAAGCAAAACUUAAAGUUCAACAAUUUUUUGGAAGACAAGGUCUCACAUUCCGAUUUAGACAGAACCGCCAUGGACUGAAACUAGAGGUAGAUGUUUUCUGUGAGCAGAAGAAUGCAGCAGACAUGUUGGUUGCUGCAGGUUGUGCAGUGUAUACUAAAACUACAGCAUCCUUUGGUUCAAUUAAUUGUGCAAACACUGGUUUGUUGAACUCACAAAAUCUUUGUGAGCCAUCUCAGAUGUGCAAUCAAAAGAACUCUGAUGCCAUAAUUGUGUUGUCAGAUAGGGAGGAAGAUCCACAAAAAACAGGUUUGCAUUUCAGAUGUGGCAAAAUUUCAAGACAGAAUCACACCAAAAAAUUAUGUUCUAAGAAAAAAGCUUGGAAGGCAUUGAUAUGCAGUAGCAGAAGAAAUAACGAAAGUCGUCUUAACCUAUUUAACCAAGCUGGUGACAGAAAAGUCAAACAAACUCACUCUACAGGUCUCCUGUCAAAAGCAACACACAAGAUCCCUGCUGUUUCGGAACUGACUGCCAAGAUUGAUGGGAUGCAGGUUCAUGAAGAGAGUCAAGCACAUGAAUAGUUCAUGGGAGAGGUAAAAACCUGAUAAAAUGAAUCUCUACACUUGGAUACAAGUAAUAAAUUUGGACACUAGUCAAUUGCUCAAGGCCUCUGCAGAAAAAUACAGACCAUAGGUUAACAUUUUAAAUUGCCAGUGUUUGCGAUGGAAUUAUUCUACCAUACUCUUACAAUUCUAAAACAAACAUCCAUGAACUUGAAAAUUUGCAACAGCCUUUAGUGUUCAUACAGUUUUGGCACAACUGUAUUUGUUUCUUCCAGGCAAUUGUGCUUUUUAUCAGUUCUUUGUAUCUUGAUUUGUUUUUGAAAUAAUAAUGAAAAGAAUUGUGUUUAUUAUCUCAGUCUUCUUGCAACAUUGGUAUCCUUGUGGACCAAGGCCUAAUCUUUUUUUUUUAAACACCACUUUUUUCUGUAUUGCUGAAACCAUUAGUAAAGUCUAACAAUGUUUUGUAAUUUUGUUUGUGGUUUCAAAAAAAAGUAACUAUGUAUCAACUAGUUUCUGAAACACUGCAGUAAAAUUUAUUCUGUGGAUGGAUCCACGUAUUAAACUAUAGCAGACUGUUCAGCUGAAAUUACUUACACAACAGGCUAUAUAAGGAAUGCAGACUCGUGAGAAGCAGCAACUUGUUGUGCAUUUGAUCCCUGAGUUUUGUGGAUUUCAGCUUUAAGCACACUUGUAGUAUGCUUUAAGUACACUUCUGCUUUAAACGCACAGUGCCAAGCCUGCCAAAGCCUCUUCGUGUAAUGCUUUUACUAUCCGAAAGAAAUUGAUCUGGCACAGAUCUAAUAGAAUGUCAAAAUCUUUUGACUCCAGCAAAACAUAUUGGCAAGUAUCUUUAUUAUUAUAAAAUGCAGGUCAGUAUUCCCUGUGAAUUCUCACACGUUCUGGCAAUUCCAAUGGUAUAUUUGAACGAUCCCCUACUCAGUUUCACAUGACUGAGAAUACUCACGUAUUAACUGAGUUCAUUUAUUGAAGUCUGGCUACAGAUAUUAAUAUGUGCUAAGGAUAUGUAUAUAUCAGGAUACAUACCAAUAAGAAAUUGGUAUUAUUGACAAUGAUUUGAAGGCACAUAACAACAACAUAAUGUUUUGUUUACCAGAAGGAAGUAUCUAAAUUGUGCAGCAUAUUUUAUUAUAUACAGUAUGUGCUAUAUAGAGUGUAUAUAUUUAUUUGGUUCUAAAGGAACUCAGCACUAAAUGUUGAUAAAUAAUUUUUAUCUGCUCACAGGAACUGUAAUUUUGUAGUUUUAGACAUGCAUUUAUUUGCUUGCACUUUGCUUUUAUUUGUGUGAGGAGCUGCAUUUGAAAGGGGAAGCUCCACUUAAGGCUUGAUAGAUUUCUCUUUAAAAUCCACUCCUUCCCAACUCAUUAUAGCUGUUUCACAGAAGUGGUUUAAACAGUGCCUCCAAAUGAUGAAAGGAACUGUUGCAUCUGAAUACUGUGGUCCAUCUGUAGAGCUGAUGCAUCCUCUUUCACUGAGGGGUUCUUCUAACACCAGAGAAGAAUAUGCUUCUUUGUUCAGACAAUCCAUAUGAAGCCAAACUAUGUACUUACACAAUCUCAUGAUACGACUUCAGAAAUUCUGAUGUUAACUGGAUGUUAAUAAAGAACUUGUUUAUUAGGACAUUAAUUAACUUAUGAGGGAACUAGCACAUAGUAUUAAAAUAUUUAUGUUCAGUCUUUAUGUAAAUAGAGUGUGCUGCUGUGUUUAAGUAAAAACAUCCUCUGAUUUCAGUGAUCUGAGCUUCUUAAUGCAGUAGCAAUAAAGCUAGA